UGGGAUCUUCCUAGCUCGUUCUUGGCUCUGCCCUCCUCCUUGCUUGUUCUGUCCACUAUGACCCAUGAGCUCCCAUUGGAAACGACACGCGGUGAUCUAUCUUGGGUUAGUUAUUAAAAUCUUCGGAGUAGCUUGCAGGAGGCAGGGGCGAAUGGCGGCGGUGCGCAGCGAGGAAGUGGCGGGGAUUUAGCUAAAACACUGUGUAAAGCUACUAGAAUCGCUCCGGAAUGCAGUGGCGUUGACACAGUAGAGGAAUACUCUUUUUAGAUAUCAUAAACGGAGCUAAACACAUUGUGUUUGCAGUCCUGUAAUGAAGUUAUCUGGAGCUGUCAGUCCUGACAAGCUGACAGGAAGGGAACAGCAUUCAUGGAUGUAGUGGACACUUUCAACCAUUUGAUUCCCAGUGACCAGUUGGAUGACUCCAUGCUGAUAGGGCAGAACUUGGAAUGUGAAGCGAGUAAUGACUUUGGAACAGGUGUCGACCAGCUGGGAGACUCACUGAGGAACAUGCUUAGUGAUAAAGAUCCCAUGUUUGGAUCUGCAAGUUCACACUUCAAUAUCUUAGAUAAUGAAGACGCCAACUUCCAGAUCGCGAAGUCCCCAGUAGUUGCAGAUGUUGAUGUUGGUGCAACAGAGGGCAUCCUCGGUACCGCUGGUGGUGGGUUGGCUGGUACAGAGACUCCGCCAGUCAAACGGUCUGUUGGCAGACCCAGGAAAUACGCAUUAGGAGUUACCCCAGAGCGAAGUGCAGGCAGAGGGUCUUCAAACAAAAAGCCCCCAGGAAAACCUGGGAGACCUAGAAAGAAGUCCACUCUGAGUGAGAAGAUCACUACUGCUGAUGAAUUAAGGAGAGAGCUUCACCUGGGUGGCGGCAGGGUGAAUAUCAACGACCUUGACUUGGGCUCGUCGAUGAACCCCGUCGUUGUGUUACAGAGGUUGACGGUCACGGGGUUUCAAAUCGAGCUUCUCCCGGGACCCUCCUUUACCGCUUUCACAUCAGCUGAAAACACUGACGAAUGUUAUGAGGAUGGCUCGCUGUACGGUGAAGGGAUGGAAUACACUAUGGUACAAGAGGAACCGUUACAACAGAAUCCCACUGCAGGGAGUGGAGGGGGCGUGGGUGCUGCUCAGCUCUUCGUGAAGUACUGUGCUGACGACUUGCCCUAGGGUCGGACCUACGCCAACCCCAAUGACGUUCAGGCCUCCAACGCGCUUCCAGGUAGUCCUUGCUUGGUCGAGACCAAACUCCACGACCAAAGUGAUUCUCAGAAGCAUGAUUCAGCGGAGGUGAGGAAAGAUGCCGGCAUCAAGAAAGCAGCGCAGCAGCACCUGCCAAACAGCAAAGUUCCUACCACUAAUAAUCCAGCCAAAAAGCAGCAGCCUAAGCUGAAGCUGUCAGCACUGUCCUCCGCUAAGAACAAGCACCUGUUAGCUGGUAAGGCCAAAGGAACCCAACAACACGCCCUGGGGAAGAAGCUCCACCAGAGAGGCAACAUGCACAAGAUGGACGAAAUGAAAGCCAAACAAGUCAUCGUGUCCUUGAAAAGGCGAGGUGAAUUCAACCCAGCUCAACCCGGCCCUAAGAUUCAGAGGACGCAGGACGGACGUCCUGUGAAACUAAAGCAGAGAUUACCUGACGUGGGCCGCGGCGGUCCGGUCAAAAAACACUGCCGUCUAAAGCGUCCUCCUGGUAUGUCGCCCGGGACGACGAUUACAACCAAACCGUCUAACUCUCACGUGGCCGACACCCAACCACAACCCCAGUUUGGCUGGACACCAUGUAAACGUGCCAAUCCUCAGAAGGAGACAUCGGAGGAGGAGAAGGAGGAGGAGCAAGACGAGCCUAAAGUGAAGAAGCCAGACAAGAGUCUUCAGAAACAGAGAAGCAGGAACGUCAGCAGAAGCAUCUCCGUGGAGGAACCACAGCUCUUCAUCCCCGACAACGCUCCUGCCGUCAUGAAGAAGGAAACCAGUGAAGAAGAACAGGCUAAAGAAUCUGGGAAGGGACCAGACAAGGAACCUGCAAAUAGUGAGACCGUUGUGUGGGAUCCAAACAAGAACUGUGGAUUGUGCAAUAAACCACAUAGUAACAAGUUCAUGGUGGGCUGUGGGCACUGUGAUGACUGGUUCCAUGGGGACUGUGUUGGUCUGGACCUGGCCAAGGUGAAGCAGAUGGAAGGGGGGGACCAGGAGUAUGUCUGUCUGCAGUGCUGUACCAAGGACCAGUACACCACCACCAAGGAGCCAGGCGGUGCUGUGCAGGGGGAGGCCAGGGCAGAGGGACAGCAGAAGCCCUCUGAGACCCAGGACAACAAGAUGGCCGCCAAGCAGAAACAGCCGUCCCCACAUCCUGUCACCUCCGGGGGAGUCAGGCCCUUCAGAAAGGACUCUGUGGAAAGAAGACAGUCGACUGAAGUAAAAGAUUCUACGCAGAAAUCAGGAGUGUCAGUCAAACAGGAGACCAAGAGGCCCAAGGUGUCGUCCUCCUCUAAGAAACCGGUGUCUGUUGACCAGAUCAGACGGAGCGUCCGUGACGCCCUGAAGGACAUCCUCCUGAAGAGGCUGAAGGAGUCUGAUUUCCAGGCGUCACCAGAGAAGGCUGCUGAGGUGGCCAAGAAGACUGAGAGAGAGCUGUUUGCCUUCUACAGAGACACCGACUGCAAAUACAAGAGCAAGUACCGGAGCUUGAUGUUCAACCUCAAAGACACCAAAAACAAUGUGUUAUUCAAGAGGGUUCUGAAAGGGAUUUCUCCUGGCACUUUGAUAAGGAUGAGUCCUGAGGAACUGGCCUCAAAGGAGCUGGCUGCAUGGAGACAGAGAGAGAAUCGACACGCGAUUGAGAUGAUUGAGAAGGAGCAGAGAGAGGCGGAGAGGCGACCCAUCACCAAGAUCACACACAAAGGAGAGAUAGAGAUUGAGAGCCAGGAGUCUGGGAAGGCACCAGAAGCCAUAGAGCCCGAGCCAGAGCCUGUGGCUGCUUCCAAAGUGACAGAGGAGCCAGUGGAAGUUCCCCAAGAGAAGACGUUAUCGACAACAACCGAGAGCGUCAAUAUUUUCCAAGAUACAACCAGUCUGCAUAAGACUCACCUGUUUGACCUCAACUGUAAGAUCUGCACAGGUCGUAUGGCUCCACCUGUGGAGGAGGCUCCUACCAAAGUGGUGAAAGUGGCCACUAGUGUAGUGAGGAGACGGUCUGCUACCAGCACUACAGAGGCAGUGACCAAGAACACACAGUCUACUACCUCCAGCACUACAGAGGGACAGACCACGAACACACUGUCUGCCACCACUACCUCUACAGGAGAGACACCCUCAUCUGCUAAGGACGACGACCUUCACCUCAAAGUCCUAGAGGAGAGCCUCCUCAGCGCCAAAACCUUCUCCAACUACAAGGGGAGGUCAGUGUCUAUGAGUGGAGAUGGCGAGGCUUCCUUCCUGUCCAACCUGCAGCCUCUAUGGAGGGUUGUCAACAUGCCUGCUGUGGCCAAGCUCCUCACUAAAGUUCCUGUAUCAGGUGUCCUGGACCACCUGACAGAGGAUCUGCCGGAGAGUUUCCAGAUGGGUGGGAGGAUCUCCCCACAGAUCGUAUGGGACUACCUGGACAAGAUCCGAGCCACUGGAACAAAGGAAGUGUGUUUGAUCUGUUUUUCCUCUGAGACCGACGAGGAUGAGAUCCUACUACACUCUGGCUCUAUGCCUACUUUGUAGCUGUAACGCUUUCGCGUGGUCGCCAACAACUUGAAACAAGUCAAAGACAUGUAUCUCAUCCCCUGCGCUAUUGUCCCACACCAAUUGGUUCCUUUGAUGGCCCAGGGGGCUGGAAACAACCGCCCCAACCUCCUGCUGGUUCGAUCAUCUCGCCAGAGGCCUAACGACUUCCUGCCCGUCCAUAUCAACGAAACGGCCAGGUUCAUACUGGAGAGCAAACCUGCGAGACGGCUACUUACUGAUGCUACUGUAAAUAACACAAAGAAGUUAAUGGGAGGAGGAGGAGAACUUUACAUCUCCUCUCUGUGCGCUACAAGUACUAAAGAGUGACCGAGAAGAGAUACUCAUUGUUGAACACCGCUGGAGGAAGAAGUGGUCACAGCAGAACAGUCUAGUACAGACAUCUCUGAGAAAGCUGAAGGUGAAGAUAGUGAAGAGGGGUACCAACGACCACGUUUCCUUCCGGGUGUUGCGUGAGGUUGGGGUGGGGAGCUCUCUGCCCUGCCAGAUUUCUCAGGUAACCCUCCACUGCUGGGUGAUGAUGGCCGAGAGCCCUCGGCUCCACAGACUCAUACACCUGAGUGCAGCAACCAACGCAGGCCCACCACCACUAAGAGUCCCAGCGCUAUGCUCAUGCGACAGACUGGUUUUUAUUACCGGAAGAGGGAACCCAAAACGUCAAAGCAGAGUGAACCUGUGUCUUCCAGCCUGGCUGAAACGCUCAUCGCGAACAACCACGCGCUGGCUAAAGAGGAGGUGCAAUACCGUGGCCCGCCGGUCUCUCUGAAAGACAAACCCAGACGCCUUUACAGAGCUGCCCUGGCCAGCCUCUCACUUGAUCCCAAUACAGACGGUCUCAACAAAGGAGAUUCGGUGUUGUGCGAAAAGGACAAAUCCAAAGAAGAGAAUAUUAAUUUACUCUCUUGUCUCCUACAGCCACGUCCAACGCUCUCUGUUGAGGAAAGCCGCCUCACGGCUAAAAAUCCUCUUCCGAGUGGAAUCCCCUGAAGAAAAGCUCUGGCAUCUAACAUGACUGAAGAACCAACCGCUGUCCAAUCAGCAGGAUCACAGGAUCACCCCUAACCUGUUCCUGUCCUGACCACCAGGAAGUAUCGUCCAAUGGCAGCUCAACACGGAUACCCCUCCCACCACCACCAGACUGGCUUGGCCAGACGCCCACCUCCAGACCAUGUCCCGCCUACAGGCUAUCCCUAUGGUCCCAUCCUCCAGCCUGGAGGACCUCCUGUAGACUACGUGUACCAGCCAGCACCACCUGUCCCCUUCGGAAACACCGCACCGCCACCUUUCCAGCACCACGAGCUACUCACCAACUUCAGCUACCCUACUGGCUCCCCACUACCCAUGAUGUACCCGCCACCUCACGACCCACAGAUGCAUAAUCAUGCUGGAAUAACAUGGCUCAACUCUGGUCCAGGUCCCACAUCUCCCAACUCUUUCCCCCGGGGGCUACUGCGCUACAGUGUGAGCUCCCAGAGGUUUGCCUCCUGGCUGAAUCGGGCCCAACCCACCUAGCUCUCAUCCGCCGCUGCCAAAGAGGACUAGAAGGGGGCAGCAGAGAGGAUUCUGUACAAGCCCUGGGACAGGCAGGCCCGGUCGGGCCAAGGGCAGAAGGAGGACCGGGACCAGUAUGGGAGACACUGGCACUACAGUGAGUCCUGGCCACGGAGAGAAGAGCCGAACCACAGCCAAGAGGAGGGAAAGAAACGAGAUAGAAGUCGGAGCAGAGAGAGAGACCGGAGCAAAGACUCUUCUCACCACAGAGGGAGCCGGCACCACUCUAAAGACGAGCGACACGGUCACAGCGAGAGGAGGAAAGAACGGUACCAUAGCGACGGUGACUACGGGAACCACAAACACAGCAGGAGAGACUCUGGUGAUUAUGAGAAAUCGAGGAGGAGUUCCAAAGACAGUCACUCAUGA
Oncorhynchus nerka (sockeye salmon) is the source of this 5649-nucleotide messenger RNA. It is a transcript of the gene phf3, whose product is annotated as PHD finger protein 3. The record is from RefSeq and is a predicted model, not a curated record. Gene Ontology annotation, biological process: DNA-templated transcription. Lineage: Eukaryota; Metazoa; Chordata; Actinopteri; Salmoniformes; Salmonidae.